This is a messenger RNA of Lolium perenne, 636 nucleotides long. RefSeq lists its product as uncharacterized. The record is from RefSeq and is a predicted model, not a curated record. Lineage: Eukaryota; Viridiplantae; Streptophyta; Magnoliopsida; Poales; Poaceae.
AUGGCCCUCAACUCCACCUUCGGAGCCAUCGUGUCCACCACCGCGGGCGCUGUGUCUCCCGCCGGUGCUGCCCGCUCUGUCUCGCCUAUCGUCCUCUCCUUUGACGCUGGGAACUACACCAAGUGGGCAAUCUACCUCCGCGCCUCGCUCGGCCGUGCUGGCCUCAUCAGCCACAUCGACAGCACCACUCAGGCCGCUCCUACCGACGGCGCAUGGAUGGCGGAGGACUACACCGUGAUCAACCAUCUGCACGCGGCCAUCGACGAGGACAUCGCCGACAUGGUCCUCGCCAGCAACCAGACCGCCCGCCAGCUCUGGCUGGCCAUCUACGAGCUCUUCUCCGCCAACAAGGCCAGCAAGGCGAUCUACCUCGACAACGACUUUCGCCAGCUGGUCCAGGGCACGUCCUCCAUCACCGAGUACUGCCGCCGCCAGAAGCAACUCUCCGACGCCCUCGCCGACAACGACUCCCCGGUCUCGGCCCGCACGCUCGUCCUCAACACUCGGCGCGGCCUCGGGCCUCGGUUCUCCUCCGCGGCUACCGUGAUCUCAAUGACGGACCCACUGCCCACUUUCAUCCGUGUUCGGAGCAUGCUCCUCAUGGAGGAGAUGCAACAGGCCAACGGCGGCUGCUAA